AGCAACAGUUCCAAACAUUCCAUUAGUGUUCCAUUGCCAGCUUAGUUGAGCAGUUUUCUGGCUGUGCUUCAUGCUACUAAACCACAGGAAUCAGUAUAAGGGCUGCCGAACAGAGGGAAACAGGAGAGAGAGAAAGAGAGAGAGAGACAGGAGGAGUCACCCAGGCUGUUCUCCCCUGCGUGUCUGAGGAAAGAGAGAGAUGGGAAGCAUUCCUCUCUGAGAACAAGCACCCCCGAUUCCCUGUCAUCCCCCUCUUCUGAGUCGGUGGAGGAGAGACAAAUAACAUCCUAGCACUCAGCUAAAGUUUCCACAGGGGCCAGGGUGAGACCUGGGUCACGGGGCCUGAGGGCUCUGCCUACUGGGGGAGAAUGAAGAAGAGCAAAGCCCUCACCUCCAGAAGGUCAGAGAUCCAGAACAUCUACCAAUGCUACUCCUCCUCCUCCGGAGGGAAUACUCUGGCCGCCUCCGCCCUCCUCAGGUUCCUACACAUGGAGCAGAUGGAGGCAGCAGCCAAUCAGGAGACAGCGGAGGGCUUGAUUGACAGAUACGAGAUUGAGGAGACAGCUAAAGAGAACAGGACCAUGACGUUCGAGGGAUUCUACAGAUACAUGGAGUCUAAAGAUUGUAGAGUGUUUGACCAGAUACACACGUCUGUGUACCAGGAUAUGGACCAGCCUCUUUGUCACUACUUCAUCUCUUCUUCUCACAAUACCUACCUCACUGGGGACCAGCUGGUCGGCAAGAGCACCCUGGACGCCUAUGUCAGUGCACUGCGGAGAGGUUGCCGCUGUCUGGAGAUCGACUGCUGGGACGGUCCUGGCGCAGAGCCUGUGGUCUACCACGGCCACACUCUGACCAGCAAGAUCCUGUUCAAGGACGUCAUCGCUACUGUCGAGCAACAUGCCUUCGAGGUGUCUCCGUACCCAGUGAUCCUGUCUCUGGAGAACCACUGUACCCCGACUCAGCAGGAUGUCAUGGCCCACUACCUCACCUCCAUCCUGGGGGAAAAACUGCUGGCCACCAGCCUGGACCUCAUCACUCAGCCUGGACAACUGCCCAGCCCUAACAAGAAGAAGGCAGCAGUAGUUGCUGAGACUCUGUCUAACCUGGUGGUCUACACCAAGUCAGUGAAGUUCCACAGCUUCGGCCACGCCAGAGAACACCAGCAGUACUAUGAGAAUACCUCUCUGGGGGAGAAGAAGGCUCACAAGCUGGUCAAGACCUCAGCUCCAGAUUUCGUCCAGCACAACAUGGGGUUCAUCACCAGGAUCUACCCAGCAGGCUCUAGAACCCUCUCCUCCAACUACAACCCUCAGGAGUUCUGGAAUGUAGGCUCACAGCUGGUGGCUCUGAACUUCCAGUCGUUGGGCCUGCCCAUGGACCUGAACAACGGGCGUUUCCAGGACAACGGUGGCUGUGGUUACGUCCUCAAACCCUUCUUCCUCAGGGCCAAGCAGUGGGGCUUUAAUCCAAACGGUUACCGUCACAACCUGAAGCCAGCACAUCUACUGCUGAAGGUUAUCAGUGGCUCCAACCUGCCUGUCCCGCGGAGCGGCAAGGCCCUGGACCCCUUCGUACGCGUGGAGAUCCACAGUGUCCACUCAGACUCCUGCAGGAGACACACAGACACUGUCAGACACAACUCUCUGAGCCCUCGUUGGGACUCGGCCAUGAACUUCACCAUCUCUGUCCCUGACCUCAGCCUCAUCCGCUUCACCGUAAGAGACCAGACUGGACUCACCUCUGAGUUUAUAGGACAGUACACCCUCCCCUUCACCAGCAUGAAGAAAGGGUACCGCUGGGUUCCUCUCCUGUCUAGAGAGGGCUACAGCCUGGAUCCAGCUUCUCUCUUCAUUUUCAUCUGGUACUCCUAGAACCUUCCUACAACCUCCUAGAACCUCUCCAUCUUAGAAUUUUCUCCUUCUUAGAACCUCUCCUUCUUAGAACCUCUCCUUCUUAGAACCUCACCAUCUUAGAAUUUCUCCUUCUUAGAACCUCUCCUUCUUAGAACCUCUCCUUCUUAGAACCUAUCAUUCUUAGAACCUAUCAUUCUUAGAACCUCUCCUUCUUAGAACCUCUCCUUCUUAGAACUUCUCCUUCUUAGAACCUCUCCUUCUUAGAUCUUCUCCUUCUUAGAACCUCUCCAUCUUAGAACUUCUCCUUCUUAGAACCUCUCCAUCUUAGAACCUCUCCUUCUUAGAACCUCUCCCAUAUUAGAACCUCUCCUUCUUAGAACCUCUCCUUCUUAGAACCUCUCCAACUCCAGGCCUAACCAGCAUGCAUCUCAGCCUGGAUUCAGCGUCUCUUCAUCUUCGUCUGGUACUUCUAGAACCUCCUCGAAUCUUACUGGAAGGUCUCCACUUCAUUUCUCCAUCACUCAGGCUCACCAAUA
This is a messenger RNA of Coregonus clupeaformis (lake whitefish), 2392 nucleotides long. Its product is annotated as 1-phosphatidylinositol 4,5-bisphosphate phosphodiesterase zeta-1. The record is from RefSeq and is a predicted model, not a curated record. Gene Ontology annotation, molecular function: phosphatidylinositol-4,5-bisphosphate phospholipase C activity. The transcript has 12 exons. The coding region runs from base 369 to 1874 and encodes 501 amino acids. Gene Ontology annotation, cellular component: nucleus. Lineage: Eukaryota; Metazoa; Chordata; Actinopteri; Salmoniformes; Salmonidae. Gene Ontology annotation, biological process: lipid metabolic process; intracellular signal transduction; positive regulation of cytosolic calcium ion concentration involved in egg activation.